GUCGAUAAAACUCUGAGAGUUUGUCGCCCGGCUAGUUAGACAUGGCUGAUGGUCUGGUUGAAGUGUGCCACACUGGAGGACCAUCUGUUGAGGUCCCUGUGGGCGACACAACCCAGCACGAUGUGAUUCUGGCCAGCCGCACAGCUCCAGGCAGUAUCCAACCGGUCGACAGAAUAGUUGAAACAGACCAAAUAAACAGCAUUCAAGUAAAUGAGGUUGUCACAGAUACUAAUAAUAACACAGAUAGGAUGUGUUGGCCGUAAGCCACCUUAAACAAAUAAAAGGCACAGCACGUGUUUGUCUAGUAAACACAAAAAUUAGACAUGCUGCAGUGGUGCCACCUGGCCACCAGGUGUCAGGAUUCCUCCUCCCCCCUGAGCUCCACAUGAACUGAACGAACUGCUGGGACUGGUCUGGAGAAUGUGCAGCACGCAGGUCUGUGACCAUAACGUCUGAUGUGCUUCUGCUGAUGGAGUUUAGAACUGGAAAUGCAGGACACGCAUGUCCAAAGUCGUGUGUGUGUUAGCUCAACCAGCCCAUAAUACACACACAAAUACUCAUCUUCCAAAAGCACAAAAUCUUUACUGUGAAGUGUCACAGAACAAAACACAAUGCUGGACACGAUUUGAUGUCCGUGCAGGAAGUCAGUGGAGUCGGCUCACCUGCAUGUGAAGCCAUCUUGGCUGCUUCUGCUCUGUGACAGCGAUGAUCCAAUCCAGUCCGGUUUCUUUGGAAAGACUCAUGUUUUCUGUGUAAACACCUGGAUGGAGAUGAUGAAACUGAAGCAGGUGGCAGGUUGUCUCCUCCCACUCUGUUUGGAUCUGUGCAGUCCCGCCUCUGGGAGGGUCCAGCUGUCAUACACCAAGUGCAAAGAGCCUCCAUUCAUCAGUGAGUCUCGGGACUGCAGGUCGGACUCGGCUGGACUGCUGCUGCUGCUGCAGGUGAUGAGCUGCUCUUCCACUGCAGUCGGUGCAUGAGCUGGAUGUACGGCGGCUUUGGACACACGGACGACCUGUAGAACAAGCACACACUCCGCCAUGGAGAUCGAAAGCAUGGUGGCAAACAGCGCUCUUAUUAGAGCCAGAGAAGGUGGAGGAAUUAAAGGCAGAAGCUGGAAGUGGAAGGAGAUGCUUCGCUUCCCUCAGAUCAGUCAGUGUGUGGAGCUGGCCAUGAGCAUAGAGAGAGACUUCUACAGUCUGUGUGUGCAGCAGCCGAUUGGCAAGAAACUCUUUCAGCUCUUCUGCCGCAGCCGUCCUGACCUGCAGAGCUGCACCUCCCUCCUGAAUGCUCUGGAAGCCUUCGAGAGGAAGUCGGAUGAGGAGAGGAGAGAUUUUGGCAUCGGCAUCAUUCAGAGAUUCCUCAGCAGUCAGUCCAUUCAGUGUGUGUCCGCCGUGCAGACACAUGAGCAGAGCUGCCUCCAGAGUCUGGAUCUCGACCCCUGCGGGGACGUCUUCCACCGCUGCAGGGGAGACCUGUACAGGUACCUGAGUGGAGAGCCCUUCGUCCAGUACCAGGAGAGCAUGUUUUUUGACCGUUUCCUCCAGUGGAAGACGCUGGAGAGGCAGCCCGUCACCAAGCACACGUUUCGGCAGUACAGACUGCUGGGGAAAGGAGGCUUUGGAGAGGUGUGGGCUUGUCAGGUGCGAGCCACAGGAAUGAUGUACGCCUGCAAGAAGCUGGAGAAGACGCAUGUGAAGAAGAGGAGGGGAGAAGCCAUGGCUCUCAAUGAGAAACAGAUCCUGGAAAUGCUGGACAGUCGGUUUGUGGUGAAUCUGGCGUACGCUUACGAGACCAAACACUCCCUCUGUAUGGUUUUGACCAUGAUGAGCGGCGGCGAUUUGAGGUUUCAUAUCUAUAACAUCGGCGUUCCCGGCCUGGACAGAGACAGAGUGCAGUUCUACGCUGCAGAGGUCUGCUGUGGUUUAAUUCACCUCCACCAGAAGUCAAUAGUUUAUCGGGAUCUGAAACCAGAAAACAUUCUGCUGGAUGACAACGGACAUAUCCGCAUCUCCGACCUGGGCCUGGCUGUGAGGCUGACGGAGGGGAAACCGGUGCGAGGCAGGGUGGGGACAAUGGGCUACAUGGCCCCUGAGGUGAUUGGCAACAGGCACUACGGGAUGAGUGUCGACUGGUGGGGCCUCGGCUGCCUGAUUUAUGAAAUGACUGCGGGGCAGCCCCCUUUCCGGGCCCGAGGAGAACAUCCCAAAGCCCCCGAGAUGGAGAGAAGGAUCCACACGGAGCAGGAGGAAUAUAACGACAAGUUCAGCAAGGAGGCGAAGAAACUCUGUGCUUCGCUGUUGACCAAAGACCCACAGCAGAGGUUGGGUUCCCACAGCUCAGGGGGGAGAGAAGUCCAGUCGCAUCCAUUCUUCAAAGAAAUCAACUUCAGGGUGUUGGAGGCAGGACUCGUUGAGCCGCCAUUCAAACCCGAUCCCAGACUGGUGUACUGCAGCGACGUGCAGGACAUCGAUGAGUUUUCCACGGUGAAGGGAGUCACUCUGGAUCAGACGGACGGCGACUUCUACUCCAAAUUCAACACAGGCAGCGUCGCCAUCACCUGGCAAAACGAGCUGAUCGAGACAGGAUGCUUCAGAGAGCUCAAUGUCUUUGGCCCAGAGGGAACUCGGUCUCCAGACCUCGAGUGGUCCCAGAUCCCCGAAAGCCCCAAACGCAGCCUGCUGAACCGGAUCUUCCGCAGACACCAGCCGCCAGAGGCGUCAGAAGACAGCAGACAGAGUUUGUUGUCCAGUGAGACCUACAUGAAGUCAGGACUACUGAGCACCUCCCUGUGAGGACGGGUGCAGCACGGAGGCGGCUUUAAAGACACUGAAGGACGACCAACAGCCAGCCGGCAAACCGCAGCAGCAGGACUCCGACUGACUUCCUGCUGCACCACCUGAAGGUUUUUACUGUGAUGUCAGUCACAUUGAUUUCCAUCCUUUUUCUUUUACACAUUUUUUUAAACAAAUUAAGUCUGCAGGUUUUUGUUACGUACUUGAAUUUUGAUACGAAGUGUGACACAUGAAGCUACUUCAUCAAAUGUAAAACUGAUUUCAGCAGUUGCGUCGACUCAGCUGACAUGCAGUGAAUAAAAUGUCGUUUUUAAUGCA
Molecule: messenger RNA, 3110 nt
Organism: Scatophagus argus
Lineage: Eukaryota; Metazoa; Chordata; Actinopteri; Scatophagidae
Gene: grk5
Product: G protein-coupled receptor kinase 5
Exons: 16
Coding region: 1038-2792 (584 amino acids)
Biological process (GO): protein phosphorylation; signal transduction; regulation of signal transduction
Cellular component (GO): cytoplasm
Molecular function (GO): G protein-coupled receptor kinase activity; ATP binding
Source: RefSeq, a predicted model, not a curated record